Hemiscyllium ocellatum (epaulette shark) is the source of this 12250-nucleotide messenger RNA. Its product is annotated as nucleus accumbens-associated protein 2-like. Gene Ontology annotation, biological process: regulation of transcription by RNA polymerase II. The record is from RefSeq and is a predicted model, not a curated record. Gene Ontology annotation, molecular function: RNA polymerase II cis-regulatory region sequence-specific DNA binding; protein binding; DNA-binding transcription factor activity, RNA polymerase II-specific. The coding region runs from base 322 to 2049 and encodes 575 amino acids. Lineage: Eukaryota; Metazoa; Chordata; Chondrichthyes; Orectolobiformes; Hemiscylliidae. The transcript is spliced from 8 exons.
UCGAUCUCGCCUGCACUUGGGCACUGAGUGAGGGGCGGGGAAGAAACCGGAGGGCGCCGUCGCUCUGCGGAGCUAACGGGCAGGUGCUGAUGGACUUGCUGGGGAUUUGCAGUCUUUUCCGAUUUGAUUAUUGCUCAAGUCUCUGAAGGAGGGCAGAGCUCCAGCUAAGAAAAUAUUAAGCAAUAUUUCUGCUGAUCCAGCUGGAUUUGCUGCAGAAUAUAUCAAGCACUAAAUGCCCCUUUUGACUGUGUGGCUGAGUUCUCCGCUGUGCUUCGAUGUUGUCACCCUAAUUCUUGCAAGGACCAGCACUUCAACUUAACCAUGGCACAGAUCCUCCAUCUCGAGAUUCCAAAUUUUGGGAACAAUGUCCUGGGAUGCCUCAACGAACAGCGGUUAAUGGGGUUGUUUUGCGAUGUCUCUAUCGUUGUCAAAGGUCAAUCCUUCAAGGCGCACCGUGCUGUGCUGGCUGCCAAUAGCCUUUAUUUCCGGGACUUAUUCAGUGGCAACAGCAAAAGUGCAUUUGAGUUGCCCGCCAUGGUGCCACCUGCCUGCUUUCAGCAGAUCCUUUCCUUUUGUUACACUGGCAAGCUUACCAUGGCAGCUAGUGAGCAGCUGGUGGUGAUGUAUACAGCAGGCUUCCUGCAAAUACAACGUAUUGUUGAGAAAGGAACUGAACUGAUGUUCAAAGUGAGCUCCCCGCACUGUGACUCUCAGACCACCUCCAUUGAAGACACUGGUUCUGAACCACAGAGUCCUUGUCCCCUACAGCCACCUGCCACUCCAACAGUUGUCUCUCCAGCUUUGCCCAUUCCGUUGCUUUCUCGAGUGAAGAGUGAACACUGUGAGCAAGAUCUGACAGCGCCUGGCAUUCAUACACUUGCAACAAAGCGCUCACUGGAUGCCAACCUGCGUGAAAGUGCCAGUCACCUAAACUGUGCAACACCUUUGAAGUUGCCCAGAGUUUCCUAUUCUGGAUCCUGGGGAACCACAUCUUAUGUGCAGCCGGUAACCUAUGUUCAAGCAGAGCGCACAAGCCCAGGUGGAAGCAGCAAUCAGACUACAGACAGUCCAACCUCCUACCAUAAUGAGGAAGAGGAUGAUGAUGAUGAAGCAUAUGAGACAAUGGGAGAAGAUCAGUAUGGACAGAUGUACAUCAAGGCAUCAACAGGAUAUCCUGUUCAAGAGAAGGUUGGGCAGUUGGCAAACCACAUGACAGAGAAUCGCUCCUGUGUGCUUGUUCGCCGUGAUUUGGUUGCACUCCCUGCUAGUCUCAUCAGUCAGAUUGGCUACAGGUGUCACCCGAAGCUAUACUCUGAGGGUGAUCCUGGUGAGAAGCUAGAACUUGUCUCAGGUUCAGGAGUUUAUAUCACACGAGGUCAGCUCAUGAACUGCCACCUCUGUGCAGGAGUUAAGCACAAGGUCCUCCUCCGGCGCCUGCUUGCCUCAUUCUUUGACCGCAACACUUUGGCAAAUAGUUGCGGCACAGGGAUCCGUUCCUCCACAAGUGACCCCAGCAGAAAGCCUCUGGAUAGCAGAGUCUUGAAUGCAGUGAAAUUAUAUUGUCAGAACUUUGCUCCCAACUUCAAAGAAAGUGAGAUGAAUGUGAUUGCUGCUGACAUGUGCACUAAUGCUCGACGGGUUCGCAAGCGUUGGCUUCCCAAGAUCAAAUCAAUGCUGCCUGAUGGAAUGGAAGUAUAUCGCACUGUUAUCGGAGAUGCAAGUGGUGGAAGCAGCUUGGACCCGGAGCUCUAUGGAACUGGGUCAACAUUUGAGCAAAGUAGUCAAGCUGAGAAGAGGAAUGAUUCUGGGACUGUACUCGGAGAAAGAGCAAACCCUGUAAGCAUAGACGUAGAGUCCCCCAAAUCUGAGCAGUCAUGUGAACAGAAUGAAAUGAUGGAGUCAGUAAUAAGAGAAGCUGCUGGCACUAAUGUUUUGCCCCCAGACACACCCAACACAGUCCACACUUUUGAUCAAGAGGACACUUCCUCUAACAAUAGAUCUGAAACACCCAUGCGGAAACUGGAUGGAACAUAUGCAGGGACUUUGUGAAGAUUUCCACUGUGGUCAGAAGGAAACGCAUCUUGUUAUUUGAAAUGGCUUGCAUGCAUACUAACCCUCUCAACAUUUGGCAGUGUUAUUAAGCCACUGACCUGUACCCGUUGCCUGAAGACAUAACUUUUAUCCCACCUGUAUACGGUAUGCCGUGAAGAAAUGAAGACGCCUUUAUAACACUGAAACAGAUCUUCCCAGUUCAACUUUGUCUUAACAAAAAGACAACAGAAUUUGCAGUCUCUCUGCCCUUUGAAAGGCCCAAACAAGGAGCAGCUGUGGUAAUUUGAAAGUUGCCUUUCAAGCUGAUAAAUGGUAUCCAGAUCAUUUGAGCACUGUUGGUCCAUUAACAGACUCCUAAAAUGGAACUGACUUACACAUAGCAAAACACACUAACUGGGUGAAAAAUAAGAUUGGAAAGUGUAUAGUUCUUAGAGGGGGAAAAAAAUGUUCUCAUCGUUAUCAGUCUGGACAUCAACACUCUUCUCAUAUCGCCAAGGCCAAGUAACUGCUCCAGUGUGUGAUCGCUUAUCUAGCUAGAAUUUGAUAUUUAGCAUAAUAUGACAUUUUUUCCAGACAUAUAAAUAUAUAUACAAACUGAUGUCAUAAAUGAUUAUGACGCAAGCAUUUGUUUUUCAGCUGGUGAGAAAUCAUGGAAGUAUUCUGCUCAUGUUUACUGGGAAUGUUUUGGGCAUUUUACAGGUCAGAGGGCAGCAGUUUCAGGAAAGCAGCUUGGACUUUAAACCUCCCUGGGUUUGAUGAAGUAAGAAGUGUUUAAUGUGGUGGGCGGGGGAGUGAAGAAAGGUCCAAUCAGAAUCUUAAGUUGAGUGAAGAAUGCGUGACCAAGGGUGUUUGCAUGCUGUGACUAGACUGAUCAUGCUUAAGAUGUAGAUUAUCAUAAAAUAUUUCAUAGAUUGUAAACAUGCAAAACCAUGUGCCUUAGAUAUUUGAUUUAUUCCCUGUUUGGAAAGAAAAGUCCCAUCCUAUUUGAGCUGAUUAUUUUUGUGAAUGUGUAAAAGAGUACCCAUAGUAUUUAAGUGACUUAACAGUAUUUAUGUAUAAUACAGAUUUGUUCACUAGUAUGUGAAUUUUCCAAAUAGUUCCUACUUUGUUUGAGCAGCACUGGUAUAAAAACAGUGCUGUUAAUAAGACUGUUAGCUAAAUGCACUUUGCGGAAAAUAUUUUUGUUUUUCUUCUGACCAAACUGAUCAUUCCCUUGACCGAUCUAAGUCAUUUUUAAAUAGAAGUCGAAAGUGCCAUUCGACAGCUUGGCCAUAUAACCUUUGCAACUUGAACAUUUUGAGAUACACUGUAACGAUGCACUUUAUCGUACAUGCUAGAAGGUUAUCAAAACAUUUUGGUCAAUUGUGCGUCCUCUAAUAUAGUUAAUAUUUUCCUAGUUUUUAUUUUUGAAGAGGAGUUGCCAAGUUGAUUAAACAGUAACUAGACUUCUAUCUGCAUUACUAAAACAGGAACACUUCCUUAGAGUGAAUAACAGUGAUAUCAUUGUCUGAAAUGGGCCUUCAGAAUGCUGACUCUAAUGCCAUUGGUAAAUUGUCCUAUCGUUAUCCUAUCUCUUUCCAAUUCAUGUGAUGCUUACUGAAUAAAAUGAUAGAAUGUAUAAAUUUAUUUUCUCCCCUAUCACUUUGUAUAGUAGAUUCAUUACCUUUUCCGACAUGAAGUCAGUAUUGUUUCCUUUAUAUAAAAAAAACUGCCCGUUAUAACCAGACUAAUUUGUGUUUUUGUGACCAAGUGUCAACUUCAUGGAGUUUCCUGGAGAAUUUCUGUCUGCAGGACCUAAUGCAUUUACUUGUGCUGUUGUCCCAAACCUACCUCAUUACCUAUCCAUCCCGCCUCAUGCCUGAUGCUGGCUCCACCACUUAUUGCAGCAGAACUUACUACUGUCCACAUAUCCUGGAAUAGACUGACAUCCACGGUGCCAUCUUACAAUCCUGGCCAAACAUCUAGUCAAGUAUUGGCACAAUGGAGCUAUCCUUGCCCAGCCGCAAACCUAUGCUGUUUAUGACAUCUGGCUGAUACUUGCACAUACAACUCUACUUUGUUGACUCGGGCCACGCAACUUGCUGUUCUUAGCAACAUCCCAUCUUACUGCCCUGUCAAAGUCAGUGCUACUGUGUCCCCAAAAGCCCACUGAAAUUAGCAUCUCUCCAUUGUCCAAUAUUGGACCAUUACAUUGACAGCAUCAUUCAAACAGUGCCAAAGUUUAUCUUGCAUUUGCAAUCAACAAAAUCAAACAGAAAAAAAAACAGGCACCAUUUUACCCCCAAAAUACAAAUGAAUUGCUUCCAUAUUGACCAACAACUAUUUUAGCCAAUGAUUAUUAGAUUCACUUAGCCCUUGACUCCUCGAACCAGAGUCUCAGUCAAAUCUUGUCUGGCUUAUAGAGCUUGAUGCAGCUGAUCUCUGUCAUGCAUGAGGUGAGCUUCCACCUUCUCAAUGUCCUUUUUCUCCUUUUAAAGUAAACUGCUUCCAUUUUCCCAGCUCCUCAGCAUUAAUCACAUCUCUAGAUUUCUUCCUCCAAACUUGCAUAGUGCAGCAUGCUGGGAUGAUGCAGCAUGCACUGUCCAAAGUAUAUUGCAGCCCCCCACCCCAACUCGAAGCUUGUCCCAGCAGCGGAAAUGUGUUAUCAGCAGCCAUGGCCACCGUGUCCCUCAUUGAAGCAUGGGUGCGAUUUUAACUGUGCUCUGCAUCAUUGGAGGUGUUCCACAGAAAUGGUGUUAGUCAUGCUUGAAUGGGUAACUCAGAAAUCAGGCUUGUAAGUUAUCUGAACUGUCAAACACAGCAAGAACAUGAAACUAUUACAGUCAUGGCUGCUCCCAGGGUAUUAGGUGCACUUCAAGAACAGGUAAUGGUGAUUAUUGAUCACUUGAUGAUUAAUGGAAUAGAACCCUUCCUGUUGUUGAAAUCCACCAUGUUGUGAAAUGGCCCUUUCAGUGCAAUCUGUGUGCAGUCAAUGGUGUCUGCACAUGGGGUAGGUCGGCUGUGUUGCCAGAUCCUGCCUGUGCUUUAGCACUGAUAUUGUUAUGGGGGCAAGAAAAUGAACCAGACCAAUCUUGCAUAGUUGUCUUGUUCACAUACAAAUGUAUCCAGAAAUGAUCAAUGGAGCAAUUACAUACAGGACUCCUGUGGCUUUUUGGUAGAAACCAGUCGCGUAGGAAUUCACUGCAGUUGUCAUUCUUCACAGUUACCAAGAGAGGACAGCUCCCACCCCAACCCACUCCUUCACGUUUCUGGUCCUGUUCCAGUAGGUAACACAAUUCAGUUAGUAUCCUGGGAUGCGUGCAGUCUAUGUUGACACUGUAACGCACUCAUUCCAAGGAAAUGGCUUUGAGCAUGAAAGAUAACAGCCCUCUUGUGUUCCCAGUGCAUCUUACAGGGUCCUGCAGCUGAGACCUCUUCCUGUGAUGAAGGCUCAUCACCCUCUGCUGUUGCUUGCUGUUGCUCCUGGGAUCGAUGUUUCACCUAUCUGUCUUUGGCUGUCGUAGCAAGAUAGCCAUUGUGACAAGCAUACCAUCUGUGGCUGAAUUCAUCAGUUACAGGCACUGAUCUGCGUUAUCAACGUAAGGAACAAAUUAGGUUCUUAGCUCUGACAAGAGUUAAUGCUGGCAUACCCUGCAAAUGAUGGCUGCCUGCAUUUCUCCAAAGAACCAACAUAGUGCAUGGAUGAGGAGGGCCAUAUUUCAAGUUGUCACAGCUCUGAGAUAGAUGCUUGCUUGGUAGAGGAACUCCAUUGGCUGAGUGACAAAUACAUAGCAAUAUAAUUGGGAGACCUCUGACCUCUGAAUCCUUCCUAUUGCAGCCCCCAUCAACAAUGGAAGUUAUGUCAUGAUACUCAGUGCAGGUCGAGAGGGAUUCAGUUCACUGCCACACAGCUCCCUUAAGUUGCACAAGAAUUGUUGGUUUUCAUCAGUGUCCCAUGUCAACCUCUAAGUCUGUUGCAAUUUCCUUCAUUGGACCUUGAAGAGGGACAGACAUUUUAAUGAUAUGGUGGGCAUUGCUUGUGACCGGAGUUUGCAACAUAUGUGCACUCCAUGCAAAUCGCAUGCACAGUGAUGUGAUUGUAAAUGAUAUGAAGCUGCAAUGUGCAAGAGCAUAAUUGAUGUGAUUAUCCCUUCAGUGGCCUUCCACCAAGCUGUAGUGAAGUCUGCCCUCUGCCUAUCAAGUUGACACAGGCUCUGCCCAGCCGAGGCAUUGUCUUUAGCAUCUUCCAGUUGCAGGUCAUUUCUGCUAAUUGGGAAGUGAUGGCAGCAAAGUCACCUCAUGAUGUACGCCCUCACUACCGGGUUCAGCCUGGUCAUUGAGUACCUCCCACUUUUGAACUUCCACGUUCUGUUUUAUCUUGCUGUUUUUAAUCUUGUCAGUCUAAAUCCAGUGAUUCUGACAUCUCCACUUACACAUGUGAACACACACCCUGCCCCCUUGUCCCCUCUUCAAUUUAUGCCUCUUGUCCAGCCUGAGGACUUGGUGCUUUUCCUUGCAUGCAAAGUGUCUUUGGUGCACCCCACAGUGCAACUUUAAAAUGGAGAAAUGUACUGUAAAUCUGGGCGUAACAGGCAUUUGAUAUCUCUAGGUAUGAGAUGUGAGCAGCUAUUGCCCAUUGAGCAAACCCUGAAAUGCUGGUGUCAGGUAUUCAAACUGGCUAGAUGGAGUAGCGACCAGCGAGCUGGUCACCAGCUGCCGCCUUCAACUUAUCCAGAAUCCUAGCCAUUUAGUUUCCUCAUGGCAGGUUGUGCAGUAGUGCGCUGUUUAUUAAUGAGAUAGCUUGCUUCAUCAUCUUUAACUAUGUUCCACAUUAAUAGGCAUCUUAACGUUUACCUAGUGGGAAUCUUGUCUCAUCGCUCAGAACUUUCUUGGAAAAUACAACUAGUUGUUCUUAGCUUAAGAAAGAUCUUGCUGAAUUUGUUAUUCUUCCAGAUUGUGGACAGGGGUUUGGGCUUAUGUCUUAAUAGGCAUUGAUUAAAAAUUUGGCUCUAGGUUUUUUCAUCAGCCUUCUAUCGUUUCAGAAGUUACUGCAGCCUUGUGUUCACUUCUCUUCCUAAGUGUGUUUAGUCUGGGAGCUGAGGAAACAGGAAUGCAUUGACAAUUUCUUGUCAUGUUGCUAGUUCAAUUGUGUUGUCCAGUACUUUGGUUCUCCUUUGAUUUUGAAGCAAUUUGAUGUUCAUCUUAUGAAUCACCGCAGCAGCAUUUUUGCCUGACUACCAAAAAUAUUUCCAUUUGACGAUUGUGAUAUGGAUGUGUACUAAGAGCACUGUUUAUAAGCCUUAAAAUAUUUUGCUGAAAAGUCUGUGAAUGAAUACAGAUGUCUUCCUUCAUUAUAAUUAAUACUGACCUUCCAUCCAAACUUAGUAAUUUAGAUUGGAUAAACCAGAGUUAACUGUGCACGUAACUGCAGUCCUAAUUUCUGGGCUGAGGAUGUUCGGCUUUUACCUAAUUGAAUUUCUUUACUGACUAGCAUGUUUUCAACUCUAUUUUUAUGUUUCUAUUUGUUGAUCUCUUCCUUCUCCCCACCAACCCCCAAAAAAAGCAAUUCAGUAAUUACAAUAACAGAAUGACAGCACAUUCCUUCAGUUCUAUACUGAUAUACCUCUUGCAGACCUAUUUAAGUGUUUCAGUAAUGUCUUUUGGUUUUCAUGCAUUCUCUUCAGCAUUCUGCAGGCCAGUGCACAUUACUAUCCCAGCAUAGCAAGGCAUAUUUCAGACAGUGGAAUUGCUGACCAGAUGAGGGCAGCCUGGUCCCUCUGAAACCACCAUAUUGUCAGAAACUGCAAUUUGUUGGGAAUGCUAAACUUUAAUAUUGAAGAAAUGAAGCAAAAUAUGGUUAUACUCCCUUCAAAGUUGCCACAAGUACAGACACUGAAUUUUAAACAAAAAUGUGAUGUUUUACUGCUUGGUAUUUGCAAACCAUGACAUCCAAUGCAAUGGUAAAGGAAUAACUUUCAAUUGCAGGAGCAAGUCAUUUGCAUUUAAAUAUCUUCAAUGCAAGUUCCAGUAACUACAAAUUAAAGUUAUUUCUUAAUAAGCUCUGUAUUAACCAUGGGAGCACGAGGUUGACUAGCACCUUACCUUAAACACUGUAAAAUGUUAAUUGGCUAGCCAUAGGAUCAACUGAUUUUCAUAUUUGCAGACACUAAUUUGUUAAAAAAUUGUUAAUUUUUUUGUUUCAAAAGGAUUUUAGUUUUAUUUUGAGGAAUUUCACUACAGAAAAAUGCAGUGAUAACAAAAGUAUUGACCCCAAUCGAAGUUCUGAAAAAGACAAACUGCUGUAGAAGAGACUUGCUUUUAGUUCGUUGUGGCUGCCUUUGUACUGAGAUUAUUUUGGCUCUCUCAUUGUCCCUUUCAGGCUUAAUUAUCCUAGAAUCCAUUUGAGAAACAUUCAGUUAAAUUGUGAGCUAACCUCUUGACAAGAUUACUUUAUGAAAAUACCUCCUGGUCAAGGCAAGCAGACCUAUGUUUUGUUGAAUCGUUGGUAUAUGGCCUGAUUGAGAUGUCAAAGAGAUGGCAGUCUAUGCCACUCAAAAUAACAAAUUUACCACGUGCCCAGAAAGCUGUAACAAACUUUGAAGGCAAGCAGUGCUUCUGUGUGGAGUGGAGUCAGUUGACACAUAAUCAGUAUAUAUAAUCAUUUCAAAAUGUUAAAAACACAACUAGAGGAAUUUGGCAAACUUGAAUUAUAAGUUGUGGUUAAAUAUUAAACUACAGUUUCUGAUUUUGAAAUAUUCCAGGCUAUUGUUCUGGAGUAGUUUUGUAAUGUCAACCUUUACAUGAGCAUUUAUAGGAACGGUAUCAAUAUACUGAUUAUGAAAAGCAACCAUUUGAACUGUGGUAGCUGCAGUUGUAAACUUAGCAUCCUUUACUUUUGACAAGCGGGUUUUAAAAGGCUCUUGAAUCCUUAAACUUUGAGAAGAACUAAAAUAAUUAUUUGUCAAAAUGUUCUUCAGUCAAGUGUAGUGUGAGAGUGAAUUGCACUAGUUAAAGAUUACAGUAAUCAGGGACAAAUGUAAAAUGAUCAGCUUCAAAGCUUUAAAAAAAAUUCUGAAUGAAAGGAUUGAGCAGAAGAAGCUAAAAUGAACAUCGUGACAAUUCCUGAAGACUUGAGGAUAUCAGGGGUUGGGAAAUGGGGUGUGAAUUGUCUGAAUUAUUGGAGCAUCUAAUGGUCAGAUAACCAGACCAUUGAGCAUGUUGUCAAGGUAUGUUCGCAAGUUAUAACAGAAUUGCAGGUUUUAAUAUGUGUAGGAUCCCCAACCUGUUCCCCCUAUUCUGAUUUCUAAGUAGAAUUUACAACUGGUGAUUCUGUGGUUGUGACACAUUUUCCCGUGUGCAAAGAGUUCCUUUUUUUGCAUGCAGUUGUGAGACAUGUUAUGUUCUUGUCUAAUGAUUUUAUUCACUUCUCAAAUCCCUCCUUUGUCUGAAGAGGUGCCAAUCUGUGCACAUUAUUUAUAGGCUUCUCUUUUGCUCAGCAUCAAGAUGAAUGCCAUAUACUCCCAUGUUUAAUCAAGUACAUUUCUUAUUUUGAAAUCACACAAUUAAGAUAACUAAUUGUCAAUGAAGUUCCCUGUAUACAUGUUAGAUAUUAAUUUUAAAACCAUUGUGUUCUAAAAACCUCUAAUUGUGUAUACCAGCAAUUCUGGAUAAUGCUAACCAGUAAAAUCUGGAGCCUGUUGCAUCCCUGCAUUCUUCAUCAUUUUCCAACUGGCAGUAGUUAUGUUCUUACUGGCAGGUAAGAAUAGUUGCCGUCAUUGCGAAUGCAAACUUGUGAUUAGUGAUUGACUCAACUUGAAGGAACUCUAAAGAUGGUGAAGUCUGUUUUUACAAGAAUUUGUAAUUAUAUUUUUCCCUCUCUUAAAUCUAUAAACUGGCCUGCUGAUUUUCAUUCACUGGUUUUGACCUUGUUCCUCACUGUUGGAAUCCCUACUGUGGAUGCUUGCAGGCAGCAGUCUUUGCAUUUUGCUCUCAAACAUUAAUCACUAAUGUGUGAAACGUUCUUCUCUCGAACAUUUUUUUUGUGCAGUGAUUAUUUUAACAUUUUAUUAUUUUAAAAAUGCAGCGUAGAAAUGCUUUUGAAUUCUAGAAUGAGAAUCUCAAAUGUUAUUGAUUUGCAAAUUUUGUAAGUACUGUAGACAUAAGAAAAUAAUUGGUGUUCCCUGUCUGUAGUGGCGGAAUGAAGGGGUUUGUUAAAACUGUUCCAAGAGUUGUACCAUCUUGGUAUGGAAGCUUGAAAUUGUAACCCUGAAUCUGCUUGAGACCCUGUUCUCAAAUGCAUCUGAACAGGGGAAUUCGCAAGAGAGGAACAAAGUGAAGAAAUCUCUCUAGACCUGCUGAAUAAACAGGACCUGGUAUGGUUAGCACAAGAAAUGUUAUGAAAUGCAAGCAUUUACAGUUUAAGAUUUUGUAAUGUUUGGUUGGUUUGCUGUUGAAUCACUUUAUUCUUGUAAAUUUAUUUUUUUUCUCCCUUUUUCUUCCUGAUCAUGCAGGCAGUUUAUUCCUGCCAAAGUGCAAUUCUUUUCCAUGUUUGUAACAAUUAUGUAUCUUCCCAUGCGGCGCUUCUUUCAAUAUAUGAGACUGACCAGCAUUCGAUGUUCAGUGUGGGUAUAAAGGCCUCAAUCCAGUCCUUGUUCCUACCUAUAGUAUAGCCAUUUGUAUCAUUGCCUUGUUGGACAAUGCAUUGCAGAAGGCAUUCUGGCUGAUUUAUUUAUCUCUCUGCCUGUUGACGUCCACAACCUGAAGCCAAGAGCACUAAUGUUAACUCGACUUUUUAUUCCUGAGGUCCCAACUUGGUUUAGACCAAGCAUCCAGCCUUCCUCACCUAUAUGAUCUCCCAGGGUUAGCAAUGGAAGAAGCAGCAUUAUGUAAAAUAAAUAUUUUCAGAAAGCAAGUAAUGUUCUGUCUCUUUAAAGAAAACAUCUUGAGAGCUGAAUUACCUCACAAUGCUUGAAGAUUGUGAGGGAAUCCUUCACAAAAGAUUGUUGAUGGCAAAACUGACCAUUUACAAUCUUGUCAUUAUUGGGUUUAAGACAAAGUUGAAGUCUUUAAAUGCAAAGACUUCUGUCAAAUGUCCCCAUAUGCAAUCAGAACAUUUGUAAGUCCAUAAGUUCUAAUUCCUGUGUCUUAGUCCAUCUCCGUAAUCUAACAGUGUUUAAUUGGAAAAACAUCAACAAUGAAUUAACUUGUUUUUUUCAUGUAAAUACAAACUACUCUUCAGGUCCAUAGUAAUGAAUUUAUAGGAAAGCAUAUUCAUUACACCAGCAAAAACAAAAUUACCUUAAUUUUUUCAGAAAUCAAUUAAAAGUGUACUUCUCUGGACAUCUUGCACAGACUUGCUUUGAAAGCAUUUGUGUGUGUUCUUUAAAUGUUUUUGCUGCCCCCUCCUCAACCAAACUCACUGAGCAAUACCACAGAAAAUUAAUCUAAAACUUUGCACCCGACUUUUGUAUUCCAAAGUUACUCGUCACCUUUGAUACUCAGUGCCAGGCAGGGAUGCCAUCUUUUGGAUAAGAUGUUAAACCAAAGUCCUUUCUGUUUUGUGGCAGCUAGAGUUCAAAAGUACUUGGCUGUAAAGCAUUUUGGGACAUCGUGCAACCAUGAAAAGCACUGUUUAAUUGCAAGUAAGUUGGCUCUGUACAAGGGAAGGCAUUCCAUUUUGAUAGAAAUUUGUCUGUCGAGUACUCAAAGCACUAAUGCUCAUUCUUUUCCUUUUGUUCUCCCUUGCCUUUUUCACGUCUGUAAAGCAGAGCAACCAAACACAAAAUCACACUUUAACUGUGAUACAACUGCAGAAACCAUUCUGCACCAAAAUAAACGCAAGACCUCGAACUUGUCUGAACAAAUUUUUCAAGAUUUGAAAGAAUGUUUUGUGUUCCUGAACCCUUCUGUCAGGCUACAGAUGGAAAGGGCAGUCAGUAUGCAAAAAUGAGAAUUUGUUGAGAUUAACCUGACCUGCUGCAGGUUCAUAAAAAAAUGUGAGUUUUUAUUUUUAAAUGACGCUGUAAAAUGUCUAUGAGCCAUUUCAACACAUUUGCACCUUUGAGUUCUAUGAAAGAUUGUAUUGGUAGAGCUGCCUUACUGAAAAUGGCACUGUUGGGACUGUUACCUCCAGCAAGAUGACUGUUAAAUUCUGGGACUGUUUCUAGACUUGGCCAAGAUAUAAUGUGAUCAAUAAAAGUAACACACUUGUACUGUUUAA